AUGCAUGACAAAGUUUCGACAAAUAAUAUUAAUUCGUCUACAUGUAAUGAUAAUAAUUCAACUUCAGUUCCAACAAAUAUUCUCAGUUCAUCUAUGAAUACUUCGAGUUCAUUAACUUCUCCUGCUGCUAAUCUUAUCUUCAAGCAAUCAACAACUAUUAAUACACAAGCAUUGUUACCUUCACCAAUUAAAAUUCUAUCAAGUGAUCCAUGUACAACAAUGACAACAUUAACAUAUUCGUCAAUCUUGCAACCAAUCGUUGUCGAUGAAAGUAAUAUUUCACCACUACUUGAUCCUUCAUCUUAUAGUGAUCUUCAACCAUGUUCACUCAAUAUGAGUUGUGAACCAUCUCGAAGUCUUGAAUUAACAGUAUCGAGUAAUCAACAAAAUACAAGUAAUUAUGAUGAAAAGCAUUUAUUUACCACAGGCAUUGAUUGGAAUCUUUCAUCUAGUCAUAUUAGUUGCUCUACGUGA
Rotaria socialis is the source of this 474-nucleotide messenger RNA. NCBI's taxonomy places the organism in Eukaryota, Metazoa, Rotifera, Eurotatoria, Philodinida, Philodinidae. The record is from the annotation of a GenBank genome assembly.